This is a messenger RNA of Actinia tenebrosa (Australian red waratah sea anemone), 3371 nucleotides long. RefSeq names its product ATP-dependent RNA helicase DHX58. Lineage: Eukaryota; Metazoa; Cnidaria; Anthozoa; Actiniaria; Actiniidae. The record is from RefSeq and is a predicted model, not a curated record. Gene Ontology annotation, cellular component: cytoplasm. Gene Ontology annotation, biological process: regulation of apoptotic process. Gene Ontology annotation, molecular function: DNA binding; protein binding; hydrolase activity.
UCAACUAGUUGCAAUCUUUAGAGGCUCGGUUGUUUUCGUCUUAAAAGUCUCAAGUAUUUCAUCACUAAAACGGUUAUGGCAAAGCUACAAGGAUGGCUCGUUGGAAGAAAAAAUGAAAAAAAACCUUCAAUGAGAUGAAGGGAUUGAGGGAAGUGAGCCAUGGAGAAGAGAUUGAUGUGGAGGUUACAAUAGACGAGGAAGAGUACCGCCAAGUUCUCUGGGAUCUUGUCCUCUUGAAGGCAAAAGGUAAUUCAGUGAAGACCGUUACUAAAAGACAGCGCAGACACUCAGUUUGCUGUGGACGAGAUUUUCCUGAAAAGGUCGGCAAACCAAUGGAUGUAACACAGAUACAAAUACGAGUAGGACGACCUCUUACGGAACUAGAAAUUUCUAUAAGAAAUAUAAAAAGGCUCAAAGAAGCUUUGAGAGGAAAAGAGUUUGCAUCAAGAAUCGCCGAAGUUGAAGAGCAAAGACUAUCUGAAAUAGAAAGACAAUUAUCGGAGAUGGAAAUCUUUUUAGCUGCGUCAAGUUUCUCGGAGAUCAGAAUGAAAGAGGCAGAAAAAAGAAGUCCCUCCGAGUACAUAACAAAGAGCAUACCGAGUGUGGAAAGGAGAUUGCAUAUAGCAGCUGCGUCAUGUUCCUCGGAGAUCGGAUUGAAAGAGGCAGACAAAAGACAUUUCGCCGAGGACGUAACAACGAGCAUACAAGCAUGCGAGUCGAUGGUGGAGACUAAUGAAGUAGCUGCGUCAUGUUCCUCGGAGAUCGGAUUGAAAGAGGCAGACAAAAGACAUUUCGCCGAGGACGUAACAACGAGCAUACAAGCAUGCAUCAGAGUGAAAGAGCCAGAAGAAAGAGAUUUCACCGAGUAUGAUAUAGCUACGCCAGGUUUAUCGGAGUCCAAAUCGAAAGAGGCAGCAAGACUUUCGGCAUAUCAUUUCGCCUUACACACUACGCAAGGGAAAUUGCCCGCGGGAUCUAGCUUGACAUCCUCGUCAGAGUAUUACAAAAAAGGAGACUUCAUUUCCCUUCGUGAACUCAAGCUUCGUGAGUACCAGAAAGAGCUUGCAGCACCUGCCCUGGAAGGCAAGAACACCAUCAUCUGUGAACCAACCAACAGUAACAAGACCUUUGUUGCUAUGAAGAUUGUAAAAAGACACCUUGAUGCUUGCAAAAUUCUUAAAAUUAAGAGCAAUGCAGUGAUAGUUGUGGUUGAUAAGCAGAUCAGUGUGUUUCAACAAAGAGCCUGUUUUGAGGAGUAUCUGACGAACUACAGCAUAUCAGACAUCUCGGGAAGCAAUUCAGAUGUGAUUCCUCUUCACCGUAGGAUCCAGGACAAUGAUGUAGUCGUAGUGACUGCAGGGAUACUGAUGAACGCUAUGGUUGACAAAUCAGUCCAUAUUACAGAUAUAACACUUCUAGUGUUUGAUGAAUGUCACCAUGCCAACAAGGAUCACCCGUACAGCCAAAUUAUGCAGGCGUACUUGGAGACUAAAUUAUACGAUCUCGAAACGAAGAAAUUACCUCAGGUAGUUGGUUUCACUGCUUCUCUUGGUGCAACUACUAAGGAACAAGUCCUACAGAUUUGUGCUAACAUGGACGCAUCUAACAUCAGUACCGUUUGCAAGAACACCGAGGAGCUCAAACUCUUUUCUCCUCAGCCGUUACUCGAAACGAAGAAGACACAAAUUGAAAAGAAGCCUAACAUAUUUGAGAAAGAAUUAAAUAAGGCCAUGGAAAAAAUUGAGGUCUUCAUCAAGGAAACUCCUCCCCAAGCAAUGGAUCGGCAGGUUGAAGGUUAUCGCCAGUGGAUUAAACUGCUUGAAAAAAAGGGAGAAGGGAAUCAAUUGGCAUGCGCGUCACAACUAAGAUGUUAUCACGAGGCACUGCUAAUCAACAGCAAGGUUAGAAUUGAAGACGCCAUUCUUUACCUGGACGAGUACAUCAACGACCUCGACAAAUCAAAGUUUACUGAAACUGAAUAUUGGUUGCAAGAAUUGUACCUCGAAACGAAGGAGCGAAUCAAAAAGCACAUCAAAGAAGCUGGUAGGCCAGAAAAUCCGCUACUUAUUGCAUUACAGAAGAUGUUAUUAGAUUUCCACACAACUAAAGCUCCGGAAGAAUACAAACCUAAAGGAAUCUUAUUUACGCGUACGAGGGAAUACGCAUACGCGCUAAAGAAGUGGAUGGAAGAAUCUGAAGAGCUUAAGGAAAUUUUAAGACCUGAGGUCUUGCUUGGAGUUGCUGCGGUAACGCAAAGCCAACAAGAACAGGUCAUUCAGAGUUUUAAGGAAGGCACAGUCAACAUCAUCAUUGCAACAACCGUUGCUGAAGAAGGACUGGACAUCUCUGACUGCAGUUACGUCAUUCGCUAUGGAUUUCAGGAAAGUGAGAUUUCAAGUGUACAGUCAAAGGAACGUAAACGACGAUCUCGAGAAAUGCUUUUGGAAUUAGUUUUGAGAGAUAUAAAGGAUAUUCCCUCAGAAAAGUUUCAAAAAUUGAUACGCAUCCUGCAGAUCAAAAGUUUUGCCAAUAAAAAACCAGGGCAAGAAACCGGCAUUGAGAAAUCCUCUCUGAAAGAUGCUGAUGGUGUGACAUUUUACUGUCAGAAGUGUAUGGCAUUGGUUUGUCAUGCUCAAGACAUUCGUAGGUUUAAAGAGUCACAUCACGUGGUUAUCAACAAGGACAUUCAUGAAAGGAUAGACAUCAAACCCCACGAAAAACCCAAAACUUUCGAUGGCAUUCAUUUUGGCAAUAGGAUUUAUUGUAAGAAAUGUGGCCAUUACUGGGGAGUGAUCAUAACAGUUGAAGAAACAGAAUGGCCAUGUCUGGAGAUAGUUAGUUUCGUGACAACGUUCAACCAUGGCAAAGAAAAAAAGAGCUUCAAAAAGUGGAAGGACUUGCCUAUCAAGAUAUGUGACGCUACCCUGAAAGAAAUGUUGACAGAAGCCAGCUAAUCUGAAAGAUAAUGCUGGGAUUAGAAUCAGAAUCGAAAAAUCUCGUAAAACUAUGAUGUCACUUUUCCUCGUGAUGAUUAUAGAUUUACGGGCCAUUAAUUGAAAAAAAUAACUUAGCUAAUAACAGAUUUUAGUUAAUAACUAUUCUGCAAAAUACGUCAGUAAAAAGAGAGUAAAAUAUUGUAGUUAUAUGCCAAUUAGUUUUUUAGUUAUGGAGUCAUUAUACUUCUUAAAAAUAAGUUAUUUAUGUAAUAUCCUCAGUUUAUAUUAGAUUGUAAUUACUUAAAAGGGGCACUUGGUGAAAAUCGAUGAAAAUUGGAAAUGACAUGAAACUUGGUUACGCUUAUCUAUAUGGCCCCAAUAGUCGCCAAGCAACAUAUUUUCUUCACAGUAAAAUGUGUCGUAUAAAAAUUAUCA